CUCCGCCAGUUCUCCGCCAGAUUCCCUCCCCGUAAAGGAGCUGGUGAGUUGAAAGAUUCUUUCAGUGGAGGGCCGAUACUGGUAGAGAUGAGAGACAGAAAAGAGCGGAGAAAAGUGUAAUUCGCAUUUCAUGUAAGAAGGCUCUUGUCAUAUCUUCUCAAGGGAGAGCUCCUCUGCUCAUAUCUGCUCGUCGAUCACGCCUGGAAGUCCUUCCUCCUUGUUCCUUUUUCCUGAUUGCUGCUUCCUUGCUUAUCGACCUUGCUCUCAGCUCGAAUCAGGUCGCCGCCCACAGAUCUCUGCUCUUCCUUGCUGUCUGGUCGAACUAUAGACUCUGCUUGACCUUGCUGAAGGUAUUAAUCUUCCUAUCUGCUCGACCCAGAUCUCAUCUGUGAAGACUCAAAUCUCUGCAAGUAACCAGAUUACCUCUCAACCUAGCUCUCUGCUCGUUUUCGCUCAAACAGGUGCCAGGUGGUCUAGACUGCUAUCUUGUUGCAUCAUCAAAUGGAUCAAGUGGGUCAACCUCAUCCUCCUCCACCAGGAUUGAGGCAAAUAAAUCUAAUGAAAUCAUUUAAGUUGGGCAUACGCUCUCUGUUGACGACUUGUUCUAAGGAGGUCGUCACAUCUCUGCAUGAAAACAUAGAGGAAGAGUUUGAGCUUUUAUGUCUUGAAACACAGGCGGGUGCCACUCUUGAUACUGUGGAGCAACUAGUGGAAGAGCAGUCUCUAGACACUUUGUUUGCACAUAAGACGAAUGUUGGUGAAGUCAAGCAGGAGUUGUCGAAAGCAAAGAAGGAUGAGAUCCAGUACCUGAUGAAGAUGGUUGACAGCGUUGUAGAGCAGAACCAUCUCAUGAGAGCUCGUGUGGAAUCUCUCAAGAAGGAAAGGCAGGACUUAUCAGUCUCUCUAGGUGCUGCUGACAAGUUGAGGAGCUUGAAUUUGGAUUAUGGGCACAUAAAAUAGCAAUGGCCGUUAUGACAGAAGCAACAAUAUGUAUGUAUUGAAUGUUCAUUGUUGUACAUUCUCGUGCGGUUGGUUAUUAUUAUAUUUUAUAAAGUUGAUUAUCAUAGUAUAAUCAUUUCGUUUUUUGGGCUUCAAAAUGCUAUUGCUAUAACUAGUUGUAGAUAGCUAGCGCACUAGCCUUUUUCUGCAGGCUGCUAGUUGUAUUGCGUUGUGUGCUAGUGAAAAGGAAAAGCGGAUUGAGAUUACUAAUGAUGGGAUGGAGGUCGAGCCCUUAGAAGGGUUCGGUGCCUUGCUCGUAUCUCCUUUCUUUAUGCUUGUCUCCUUCCAGAAUACAAAUUAUCUGGUUAAUGCUUGUAAUGGAAAUCAUCAGUGCUUUGAUACUUCCAUGCCAAAUUAAAUUGUACAAAGUUUUUGAGUUUUUCUUUUUUCAGAUUAGUAUGAAAAAGAAAAUUCUCACCAUAUGGCUCCUUGUUUAAUUUUUAUCAUAUGUACAGUGAUGAAAGGACUGGAGUAGCAAAGCUUAGAUAACAUUUGUUACACAGUGUGGAAACCCAAGCUUUGAUACUUUGAUGCCAAUUUAAAAUGAUUUAUCAAUUGCAACGGUUAAGUA
Macadamia integrifolia is the source of this 1570-nucleotide messenger RNA. RefSeq lists its product as uncharacterized. Gene Ontology annotation, cellular component: MIS12/MIND type complex. Gene Ontology annotation, biological process: chromosome segregation. The record is from RefSeq and is a predicted model, not a curated record. Lineage: Eukaryota; Viridiplantae; Streptophyta; Magnoliopsida; Proteales; Proteaceae.